Colletotrichum navitas is the source of this 693-nucleotide messenger RNA. RefSeq lists its product as uncharacterized. Lineage: Eukaryota; Fungi; Ascomycota; Sordariomycetes; Glomerellales; Glomerellaceae. The transcript has 2 exons. Bases 1 to 693 code for a protein of 230 amino acids. The record is from RefSeq and is a predicted model, not a curated record.
AUGUCGUUCAGGCUCGGCAACUUGGAGAGCGGCAUUAAUACCACCAUCUCGCACGCUGAUGGGCUCGCGUUUGGUGCCAAGCUUCUUUCUAUCAUCAACCUCGGUAGCUGUGAGUGCCUCAUCUGUAUCCUCAAUCUCAAAGAGACCAAGUUCACCGAGCAAUCAGCCGACUACCUAUGGCGUGCCUCCGACGGUAUCCUCUACGGCACACUGUACGCGAGACGAGCUCUUGAGGCCGCACUGAAAUGUUUGAAAGAGGUGGACAUCAAAAACGAUGUGGAAGACGGCACCGACAGCGGUAUCACAUACGACGGCGUAGGGUUGAAUUCCAAAAGCGCGGUCGAGAACCAAGCAGGCGACAAUAGAGACGACGACAACGAUGAUGGGAACAUGGAUCCUGACGAAAACGUCAGCCUAGUGGAGCAGCACAGUUCGAACGCUGAGCCUACAUUCUUGACGCCCGAUAUGGCCUUGAAGGGCGCGCCCUUACCACUCUGCCCCGCGAUUGAGUUGCUAUUGGCCUCUAACAAGGCCAAGCCAUCUCCUAACAGUCUUAGUAACAGCUUGCUCUCCAAGUCACAUGCCCCUCUUCUUGACGCCGGACCGCGACCCCCUCCGGGCCCUGCGGCCAGCCCUAUAGCUCCUUACCCGUUUUUGUUCUUAGCUAUGCAUAACGCUGGGGGCCAAGGCUAG